GAAUCAACCUGGAUUGUUAUCGCCAACAUUGCCCUUAAGAUAUAUUAGCUAGGACUUCGUUUAGUUAUCUCCUCCCCCAUGGUGCGACAAUGUCAAUAGCGCGAUAGAUCUCAUAUUCUGGUGAUGGCUCUACGAUUGUUGUCGCAGCCGGCGACACGAGGGUUUUCGUCCGCAUACCGUGCUUCGCUGCGAACAAGAAACACGCCGCCGUGGUCCAUACCUCGACAUAUCCGAUGUGCCACUGUACAGGCUGGAGUAAGGAAAUCCGGACAUAUAACCCCCGAUGCAAAUGAAACCCUGAUAUUCUUUGACAAUGUCUAUCCACUCCGGUUUCGGUGGUUGUUGCGAUUUCCGUGGCAAUCAGACAGAAAUCUCCCAAAGUCAGUUGCAAGAGUCGCAGCUCCUGGGGUCCUAUCGUAUGAUCCAUCUCGUCUUAUUGAGAAAUCCAAACUUAAGGAGCAAGGCGUGGAGGUGAAGGAGAUCAUUCCUCGAUUGAAUGAGGGGGCUGCAUUCGUCAAAAUUGCCUAUGGGCCGGAGCAAACUGCGACUGAAAUCGAAGAUGUCCUUGGGAAAUAUCUUAAGGAACAUACUUCCAGCCCUUGGUGGAACCCACUUCGAAGAAUGCGAGCCGACAUUGUGAGAGGGAAACCUUGGGUUGAAGACCUGUUCCGUUUCCCAAGUUCUCGAAUCGAAGUCGAAUUUCUACCAGCAGAAUCAGGAGGAUCCGCAACCGAGAUGUCGCAGGAGCAGCUAUAUGCUCUUUUUCGGCAUUAUGGAAAGUUGACAGACAUUAUGUCGCAGCCGACAGAUUCCAAAAUUGUUCCUAGGUAUGCACUACUUGAUUUCACCUCCAUACGGCGUGCAAUAUCCGCGAAAAACUGCAUGCAUGGAUAUACCGUGUCUGAAGCUGAAGGCGGAGGUAAGGGGGGGACGAGUCUUCGUCUGAGCUAUCAAGAGAAGGAUAAGGGACAUUGGACCCGGGACUGGCUAUUCAGCCAUCCUCGGAUAGUCAUUCCUCUCCUGGUUGCCAUUGCCACGGGAAUCACAGUCGUUAUCUUCGAUCCCAUUCGAACGUUUUUCAUUCGCGCACAUGUCACAAGGAAGUUCCAUAUCGAGGAUAAUUCCAUCUUCACGUGGUUCAAGGCGCAAGCGAUAGAUAUCCUCUCCUUCCAAAGACGGCGGGAGUCGGAUUCGGGCAUGGAAGCCAUUUGGGACGACCGAAGACCGCACAUCGAGCAAAUCCAGACGUGGCUCAUGGAAACCGCCGAUACCUUCAUCAUUGUACAAGGUCCGAGGGGCUCAGGGAAGCGAGAACUUAUCAUCGAUCAAGCACUGAGGGAUCGGAAGAACAAGCUCGUCAUCGAUUGCAAGCCUAUCCAAGAAGCUCAUGGUGACAGUGCCACCAUCCGCGCUGCUGCAGAGCAAGUCAGGUAUCGUCCGAUUUUCUCGUGGAUGAAUAGUAUCAGUGGCAUGGUCGAUCUCGCGGCACAAGGCGCAGCCGGCGUUAAAACCGGAUUUUCGGAGACUCUCGACACCCAGCUUAGCAAGAUCUGGAACAACACCGCUAUUGCGCUCAAGCAGAUAGCGCUUGAAGGGCGGAAGAAAGAUGACAAAGACGCGAACCUUUCGGAUGAUGAGUAUCUAGAUGCACACCCUGAGAAACGCCCGGUUGUUAUCAUCGACAACUUCCUACAUCGGAGCAACGAGAACAACACUGUCUACGACAAGAUGGCUGAGUGGGCUGCCGGUCUCACAGCGGCAAACAUCGCCCACGUCAUCUUCCUUACCAACAACGUCUCUUUCUCCAAAUCCCUAAGCAAGGCUCUACCCGACCGAGUAUUCCGACAAAUAUCUCUCAGCGACUGUUCCCCCGAAGUUGCCAAGCGAUUCGUCAUCAAUCAGUUGAAGAUGUCUGACUCGGAUGAGGUCGCGUCUUCCGAAGGUGUCGAGAAGAAACCCUCUCCUGAAUCGAUGAAACCCCGUGAUCUUUCGGAGCUAGACUCCUGCAUCGACUCUCUCGGAGGUCGAUUGACCGAUCUGGAGUUCCUCGCCCGCCGCAUCCAGGGCGGUGAAACUCCGCGGAACGCCGUUCGCGAAAUCAUCAACCAGAGCGCAUCCGAGAUCUUGAAGAUGUACAUUUUCGGGAUGGAAGAUUCCACACGGCGUUGGACCCCCGAGCAAGCGUGGACGCUCAUCGCAAAGUUAGCGCAACAACCUGAUAUCCGAUACAACGAGCUGUUACUUGACACCAAAUUCUCGAGCGACGGAGAGAGCGUCAUCCACGCGCUUGAGCACGCGGAGCUCAUUACCGUUGUCUCCGCAAAUGGGCGACCGUAUGCCAUCCGACCCGGAAAGCCCGUGUAUCAGCCUGCCUUCAAGCGAUUGACCGACGACAAGGUAUUGAAGAGCCGGCUUGACUUGGCGAUCUUAGCGGACUCGAUCAAGACCGAGACGGCCAACAUCGAAAAAUACGAGAAGGAGUUGACGGUAUUAGGAGAGCUUCCCAAGCAGCCAUCGGAAGUGGGCCCGAGAGUGAAUUGGUUGUUGAAGAAGUUGAAAGCGAGUCAAGUCAAGAUUGAGGCAAUGGAUGCAGAGAGCACCAAGUUGAAGAGAGUCCUCCAGGAGGAGUAUUGAAGGUCAUGAAUCGAUCCUUUGUAGCCCUUCUGUAAUGUAUAUACACAUGUCCACUCUAUGAUACAUGUGAGCGUCCAUCCCGGCUCACCAAAGUUUAAUUUCAAAAUCUCC
Messenger RNA from Eremomyces bilateralis CBS 781.70, 2745 nucleotides. RefSeq lists its product as uncharacterized. Gene Ontology annotation, cellular component: mitochondrial inner membrane. Lineage: Eukaryota; Fungi; Ascomycota; Dothideomycetes; Eremomycetales; Eremomycetaceae. Gene Ontology annotation, molecular function: RNA binding. The record is from RefSeq and is a predicted model, not a curated record. The coding region runs from base 124 to 2634 and encodes 836 amino acids. The transcript has 4 exons.